CAAAAGUUUGUAGUGAUUCUGCAGCGCUGCCAUAGACGAUCAGUUUUAACCGGGGAAAACACGAGACACCCAGAGCCGAGCAGAGCCACUCAGAGCCACGCAGAGCCACGCAGAGUCACGCAGAGUCACGCAGAGCCAAGCUGAGCCAAGCAGAGCCACCCAGAGCCACCCAGAGCCAAGCUGAGCCAAGCUGAGCCACCCAGAGCCAAGCUGAGCCAAGCAGAGCCACCCAGAGCCAAGCAGAGCCACCCAGAGCCACCCAGAGCCAAGCUGAGCCAAGCUGAGCCACCCAGAGCCAAGCUGAGCCAAGCAGAGCCACCCAGAGCCAAGCAGAGCCACCCAGAGCCACCCAGAGCCAAGCUGAGCCAAGCUGAGCCACCCAGAGCCAAGCUGAGCCAAGCAGAGCCACCCAGAGUCACGCACAGCCUCUGGGGGAUGGAGUCGUGUCGGUUCUGCUCCGUGACAGAACAAAGCUCCGGCUGCAGACACGUGUUCUGCUGCACGCGGAGUAAACACGGAGGCUUCAAAAUCAGUGUGACAGAUGCCGCAGACGUGUGGACCGCAGACUCUGCAGAUGAGGAGCUGGAGACGUUUACUCAAAAACUGUGUCUAAAAUCUCCCGAGGAUUUCUGUCACAAACUCAGCUCUGGAGAUGUGCACUUUGAGGUGAAGGAUGAACUCGCCCAGUUACGAUCGGUCUCUGGUUCAAAUCCCACACGCCUGAACCUCUCCAAGAUGGACGCCGCCGCUGCCAAAGAGGAAGUGAAGCAGCUCCUGUUUAAGAUGGCCGACGCCCUCUCCAACAGCGCUGACCGAGCAGUUUUAGCCUCGAGUCCAUUGAAGAACCACCAGAAACACAGCUCAGAAUUUGAGCCUCGGCAACAGAACAGCGCCCCCUUGGUGACACCAAAGAAAAGACUUCCUGGAUCGUCUCUCAUCAACCCAGGAACCAAAAAGAAACGUGAUGCGACGGGAGUGGCCUUUGAUGAUCCAGAUGAGGACUGAACUUUUUUAUCACUUUUUAUUAUUUUAAUGGUUUUAAACUUUUAAAACUCAUGAAAUGCAACAAAUAAAAUUGAGGAUUUUUA
Periophthalmus magnuspinnatus is the source of this 1088-nucleotide messenger RNA. It is a transcript of the gene paxx, whose product is annotated as PAXX non-homologous end joining factor. The record is from RefSeq and is a predicted model, not a curated record. Gene Ontology annotation, molecular function: molecular adaptor activity. Bases 436 to 1005 code for a protein of 189 amino acids. The transcript is spliced from 7 exons. Gene Ontology annotation, cellular component: site of double-strand break; nonhomologous end joining complex; nucleus. Lineage: Eukaryota; Metazoa; Chordata; Actinopteri; Gobiiformes; Gobiidae. Gene Ontology annotation, biological process: double-strand break repair via nonhomologous end joining.